This is a messenger RNA of Zea mays, 1653 nucleotides long. Its product is annotated as ring zinc finger protein. The record is from RefSeq and is marked validated. Gene Ontology annotation, molecular function: protein binding. Lineage: Eukaryota; Viridiplantae; Streptophyta; Magnoliopsida; Poales; Poaceae.
UUCUUCCCCACCGGAAACCACCACCCACCUCCCCUCCUCGAUGGGCCACGUCCUCAGCUGCAGCCGCGACGGCGCUGACUUGUUCCGCGCGGUGCAGCACGGCGACCUGGACGCCCUCCUCGCCGUCGACCCGGAGCUCGCCCGCCGCGCCACCACCAUAUACGACCGUCUGUCCCUGCUCCACAUCGCCGCCGCCAAUGGCCAGCUGCAGGUGCUCUCCAUGUUGUUGUUCGAUGACGGUGGCGCCGGCGGGAACGUGGACGUGCUGAACCGGAAGAAGCAGACCCCGUUGAUGCUGGCGGCCAUGCACGGCAGGACGGACUGCGUGCUCAGCCUGCUAGACGCCGGAGCAAAUAUCCUCAUGUUCGACUCGGUACACGCGCGGACAUGCCUCCACCACGCGGCCUACUACGGCCAUGCCCACUGCCUCCAAGCCAUCCUCUCGGCCGCCAAGACCACGCCGGUGGCCGACUCAUGGGGCUUCGCGCGCUUCGUGAACGUGAGGGACGAGCACGGCGCCACGCCGCUGCACCUGGCGGCAAGGCAGGGGCGGCCGCAGUGCGUCCGCCACCUGCUCCACGCCGGCGCCAUCGUCUCCGCCCCAACAGCCUCCUACGGCUUCCCCGGCAGCACGGCGUUGCACCUGGCUGCACGCCGCGGCAACCUGGACUGCGUCCGGGAGCUCCUCGCCUGGGGCGCUGACCGCCUCCACAGGGACUCGGCGGGGAGGAUCGCCUACGCGGUGGCCCUCAAGCACAGCCACCGAGAGUGCGCCGCGCUGCUGAACCCGGCGGCGGCGGAACCAAUGGUGUGGCCGUCCCCGCUCAAGUUCAUCAGCGAGCUCAGCCCGGAGGCCAAGGUGCUCCUGGAGGGGGCUCUCAUGGAAGCCAACAGGGAGCGCGAGAAGCGCAUCACGGACACCACAACCAAAACAAACAACGACGGCGGCCUUGACGACGACGACGAGCAGCUGUGCGGCAUCUGCCUGGAGCAGGCGUGCACCAUGGAGGUGCAGGACUGCGGGCACCAGAUGUGCGCCGCGUGCACGCUGGCGCUGUGCUGCCACAGCAAGCCCAACCCGACGACCCUGGCACUGCAGCCACCCGCCUGCCCCUUCUGCCGCGCCACCAUCACCCGGCUGCUGGUGGCCAACAGCAAGACUACUGCUACCUCCAACAGCUUCAGGGGACUCACCUCGGCCAUCAGGUCCUUGUCCUUGUCCAGGAUUGCUCGUGGCUCCGGGAGGGUAGCCGACAGCUCAUUACCCCAGUCAUUCUUUGAGGAACAAGGAUCCAAAUGAUUACCAAGCCUCAUUACCUGCAAUAAUCCACUCCAGUCAUUCUUUGAGGAUCAAUCAAGGAUCCAAAUGAUUAUCAAGCCCAAGCAAGAUGGAGUAUUACAACAACUAAUUAAUGGUGCCCGAUGCAAUACAAGUAGAUGUUUUUUUAUACAAGGGAGGGAAUGAGCAGAGUUAGUAGCCACUAAAUUUUGGAUUUGUUAGUCAAUGAUAUGUUGUGUAUUUUGUGUUGUAGUAUAUAUAGGUGUGAGUCUGGGACAUCAGCAUUCAGCGUCAUAAAGGCCGGAGCAUGAACAGAUUCAGAAUGCAUGCAAUAUGAUGCGCAUGGAGAUAUAUGUAAAGGAUGUGUUUCCUUU